Molecule: messenger RNA, 5907 nt
Organism: Trichomycterus rosablanca
Lineage: Eukaryota; Metazoa; Chordata; Actinopteri; Siluriformes; Trichomycteridae
Gene: sphkap
Product: SPHK1 interactor, AKAP domain containing
Exons: 13
Coding region: 37-4452 (1471 amino acids)
Biological process (GO): intracellular protein localization
Cellular component (GO): cytoplasm
Molecular function (GO): protein kinase A binding
Source: RefSeq, a predicted model, not a curated record
GAGGACUGAGGAUCAUUUCGGAUUGAUUUAUUUGGGAUGGAGGGAGCGCAGCGCCUUUUGCACGCGCCCGGGAAUUUCCAGCCCGCUGCUUUACUUGAGGAUUUAGUGGAAACCGAGGGGUUUAAAACUGAAACUGGCAUCAGAGGUUCAGUCUCGGCAUACAAGAAGGUUCUGUGCAGUAACAGUGUAUUAGAUUCAUCUGAUUACUGGCUGAAGAACGAUAAGACGCUCUGCAGAGUCAGAUUCCUUGAGGACCAGCAUGAUGGGGGGUGCACCAUUAAUUUUGUGAAUUUGGAUACAAAUGCUGAUCACCAUGACGACAGCUGUUUUCAGAAGCUGGCAUCAGUGUCUCCUGAUCUGCCGAGGUUGGUUGAGUCUCUCGUUUCUCGGCGUCUUAAAGAGCACGAAGUUCUUCUCCUGAAUGGUCUGGAAUCACCUGAUACCUGCUCACAUGACCCCGUCCAUUCUCAGAAUCAGAGGGCUGAUGUGUGUGUGGUACAGAAUGGCAGUAAGUGUGACCAAGUUCAGUCCGACAGCCUGAUUCUUCAAAUCAACAAGUUCCUGAUUGGUCUACAGUCAGGACAGGAGAAACAGCGACACGUCCGAUUGGCCGGUCAUCACAUCACCGACGACGACACUAAUCGUUCUGUGUCGUCGAUAGAGGAGGAUUUCCUCACAGCAUCAGAACAUCUGGGAGAAGAAAGCGAGGAUGACAAGAACGAUUCAGAAGGUGGAUUAACACUAGAAGCAGUAGGGAUGCUGAAGAUGGCACCACAGCAUAGGACUAUAGUAGAACGAGAAGACAGUGAGGACUCAGAUACCAUUUGCGCUUCCUCCAGAUUCCAAAAAGUAUCCAGAACGUCCUCCACCAGGGGUGGUAGUGUUUCCCUACACAAUGAAAGACAACAAAAGAAAGAGUCCAAAUAUGCCUCCAAUCUUGCUGAAUCUGUUCUGCAGGACGCUUUCAUUCACCUUUCCCAUGAUGAAUCCUCAUUUUCUACUGAACCAGCCAGGAGAGUCUCCAGUUCUGCGCAAACGUUAUCUGAGAAGCAUCAAAGAUCCAGAACUCACUCUUUCGAACUUCCAAAAAUCGUGAUUGUCCAGAGUCCAGAUAACUGCGAGGAGGCUGCUGAAUGGCCUGGGACGCAAUCCUCUGAGAAUCAGGACGUGCGCCAGUCAGAUACUCAGGCUCACUCAUAUCACAGCUCUCCAAUCAUGCAUAAAGCUAAGCCUGUGGAGGUAGCAUUAGCAUAUGCUGCUAGUGUAAUUGGGACAAUCAGCAGCCCUCAGGUCACGGAGAGACUUGCUCUAAAUACAGAAGAUGAUCAUGAUGGGAGGGAUGCUGAUAAAUAUGAAGAUUGCACCGAGGCAGAUCAGGGUGACUAUACGUUACCUUCUGCCUUAUGUGGCAUGUCAAAGGUAGCAGGAGCAGUAAACCAAUCAGGAGAUUCUGGUGAAACUAAAGACCCAGGAGAGACAUUCACAACAUCAAUGGGGUUGCUAUCAGCGGCUCAGGCUUCCACAGCAGUUACGUUACAAAGCAACUUAGUGGAAGGCACCAGCAUUGAUACGUUUAGGUCCAUAGUGGCUGAGAGUCUCCUUGGAGAAGCGUUGGAAGUCCUUAACAAGAAGCAGAGCUACACAUGCCUACUAAAUGUCCUAGAGACCACACAAAACAAGAUAGUGGAUGGGAUCAUGCAUCCAAGAAGGUUGUCCCAGGAGGGGCUGGGAGUAGACGAUUUUACCCAAGAGGUGGCAGAAAGCGUGUUCAAAUAUGCCCUGGAAAAAUCAGUAAAAAAGAAAGAGCUGAAAGGGAAAGAUGCCCCUGAUAUCCAGAAUUUUCUCACUGAGAGUGUGAACAGCUUGCUCUUUGAUGUCCUUUUUGCCGUUUCAAGGAAAAUCAGUGACAUUUCAAAUUGUAGCCCAGAGCCAUUUAACAGCAGUGAGACUGAAGUGUGUGCAACAGAAAAUGAGGCCACUACCAUGCCCGGAGAAAAAGAAAUAUGCCAACCAAACCAUUUGAGUCAACUCAGCCAGAUUGAAAAUUCGGAAAAGAAAAAUGCCACGGAAAAGCAGUCUUUCAUUGACGGGAAGAAGGAAAAUCAGAGGAGCUUGCAGGACAAGGAAUCAUGUCUGAAUGACACUGGCAAACAUGCCCAGAGCAAGACAAACAAAACAAUUGUUAAGGAAAGUGAACCCCAGCAACAGUUUUUGUUUUCCUCAACAGGUUGCACAAUGGAGCAGAGUGAAUUAAAGACCUCAGUGAAUUGUUUUGCUGAAGACUUGGCGUCUACGGUUGUUUCAAUGGCGACAGAGCUAGCGGCAAUCUGCCUUGAGAAUUCAAGCAGCAAGCAACCCUGGUUUUGCGCCCUCAAAGCAGGAUCCGAGGGCCCAGAGGGACUUUUGGUGCCUUGUCGAUCAUCAGCAGCUGCGGCACUUCGGAGAAAAGAGACACACAACGGCGUUGUCAAAAAGCAUCGCCCACCUCGCCUCAGUGAGAUAAAACGCAAGACUGAGGAGCAACCUGAACUUAUGGAGCGUCUUGUUAAUCGAGUCGUUGACGAGACCGUAAAUCUCGAUGAACCAGUGACUUCAGACUUUGCACUUUUUGCCCUAGAGGUCACUAACAAGAUCAUGAACUGCCCAGAACUGAAUGUAACGGACACAUCCAAGUCAGGUCAGACGUCUCGUAGUCGGCUGCAAUGCGAAAGGUGGGGCAGUCGGGGAAAAGCCUCCAGCUGUGAAAGCAUCCCUGAGGAGGAUGCAGAUCCAUCCGGAGCACCAAAUUCCCUGGAUCCAGGGAGCAGACUGGGUCAUAAUCUGAGCCGAGGAAGCUCGAUAUCGAAGCAGUCCAGCUGUGAAAGCAUAACUGAUGAAUUUUCUUGCUUUAUGGUGAACCAGAUGGAGACAGAAGGCAGAGGGUUUGACCUGCUACUUGACUACUAUGCAGGGAAGAAUGCAAGCAACAUUCUGGCUGCUGCAAUUCAACAAGCGACAAGCAAGAAAAACGGUCACCUCAGCAUUCGGACAUCAACUUGCUUGUCAAAGCAGUCCAGCACGGAGAGUAUUACUGAAGAAUUUUACAGAUUCAUGCUUCGAGAUAUUGACAAGGAGAAUAAAGACUUUGGGAUGACAAAGACCAAAGAGUGGAGCAACAACCUUUUGCCGCCCCCUUCAAGAGCCCUCUUCUGUAUUCGUCAAUCGUCAGUCCCGGAUAGACGAUCCUCCGAUUCAAGGCUGACUGUAAACUCACCCAUUAAAGCCAACUCUUUUGAUGGAUUUGCCCGGAAUGUCCAUGGUGACUCAUUGAAUAUCUUUUCAUCCAACUCUGUCUCGUCCACAGGAUUGUGCAAAUCCGAUUCCUGUUUGUAUAAGCGUGGCCGUACAGACCAUAUCACGGACAUGUUAAUCCAUGAGACCUGGGCUAAUUCCAUUGAGUCUUUAAUGCGUAAAAACAAGAUCAUAGCUAACCCUACAGAUGACAUUACAGAGCUAGACGCAGAAUCCCAACCACAUGUCCAGCUCUUUGCGAAUCGGCUAGCUGCGGACAUCGUUGAGAGUGGCAAGUCCCUUCUUGGAAGCCAACCGGACGUUUCAUCAGCGGUUGGAGAGAGACGGCGGGGUUUUAAACAGUCCCGGUUAGGAAGUAAUCGUGGUCGGACCCAGCAAGAAAUGGUACGACCAACACAGAGAGAGGUUCCUCUGAUCCACAUUGAGCCAGAUAAAAGGGACGAACGGUGUGAAGAUGUCGAAAGUGAAGGUUGCUUCAUCAGGGAAUCAAACACCCAGGUUAAACCUCAAAGCAGCCUGGAGAGAGUAAUGUCAAUCCAGAAUAGAGAUAAUCAAUACAGGACGGGUACAGCACCCUCUGCGGGCGAGGAGGGUGAGCGGUGCUCUUUCAGCAGUAGCAGUGAGGAGAGCGGAUCAGGAUGGGCACAGGUUCCUCCUGAUGAAGAAACUCAAGAAGAGACCACCAGUAGCUUCAUUCAGCUCAGUGAGGGCAAUGGGAACAGCAGUGCAUCCAGUCUUGGUGUCACAGAUCUUGAGGGGUUUCCAGAAAGUUCCACUGCAAUUUCCACUGCACAGAUCAGAAAGACCCUACAUACUGCAGAACAGACUGAUGAGGUGACGUCGGGUUUAUCCACAGCCGGAAGUAGCUGUCACAGAGAGCUGCAGGUGAUGAACUUCGACUUGGAGUUUGAAGAUGCGGAUAGAGAGUUGAUGGCGGCGCUGCAGUGGAUCGCGGCGUCAGAGCUCAGUGUUCCAGCUCUGAACUACAGAACCACACAGCAGAACACACACACCAAGUUUCAGAAGGUGGUACAGUUGGCAUUACAGAGGUCAUGGUGUAUUGGUGAAUUCAUCUCUCUGGUUCUACAGUUCUGUCGACUCAGCCCUGACUCUGGGGAAACUCUCAGCCUCUUCGACUGGCUCCUCCAAACCCAGCGCUAACACACACCCACACACACACACACACACACAGACUGUGCUGUGUUACCCUGAACACUGUGUUAGGCUCUGCACCAAACCACACUGACUUCAUUCCAGUCCCAAAAUCUGAGUGCACUAAUGAGAACCGUUCUUCACUAAUAUACCUCAUCACAUCAGCACUUCUUACACCACCCUUAAAAGCCGAAUGUUAAGUGGCUGCACUAAAUUGGCACAGGUGUAAGUGGGCGAGUGAAUAAGUGAGUGUGUUACACCAUGAUGGCCUGCCGAUCUGUCCAAAUUGUGUUUCUCGAAAGUGUCAGGCUCAUCGCCACCCUGACCAGAUCAGUUAAUAAAUCAGUUAGUAAAUUAAUUAAAUAAAUAAAAAACUGUAAAUGUGCAAAUGUGUCCACAGUCAAAUAAAUAAAUUAAUAUUUAAUUAAAUUCUCCCAAAAUGUGACACCACAGACUAACUGACUGCUGCAUUGCAAAAGUUAUAUUUGCCCCUGUGGAAAAUCUAAAUGUCAAAAAGUUUGUUUAAAAUUGCAAUGAUUAUUUUACAUGCAGCAUUGGAUUGGGGUCCUAUUCAGGGGUGUUUUACGUCUGUAAGCUGUUUCUGAUGAAGUGAAGUGUUUAGGGAUUGUUUAUUACCGUAAGUAAACCGUUAUGUUGUGCAAGGCUCCAUUGGGCACAGGUUCACUGAAACUGUGUAAAUGUGAACUGGAUAUUUGAACUGAAAUCAUAUUAAAUAACAGAUUCUAUUUAGUGAUUGUUUCCUCAUUUUUAAUCAUGUAGUUCUUGUGUGUGACUGGAGGUUUUUUCCUUUAAUGUUAACGAGCAAAUCUGAAUAAAGAUGACCAAUCAGAUGCAGGCAACUCUUUUGGAGUUAAAUUAUUUAUUAGUUAUAUAUUUCAAGAUGCUUUUUGUUUGAUUCAGCUUUAUAUAAGUAUAUAUAGAAAUGAAACAACAUUCCCCCCAGACCAAGGUGCACACACAGACUUACUAUAAAUACGAGCAACAUUUUUGGACCUAAAAAGUGAAGAGAUGGGACCAAGGACGAGUGUGGCGUUGGCCAGUACAUUGUUCUAGUAAAUAUUUUAUCAUAAUAUGAAAUGGAAAAACAAUUAUGAUUGAAUUAUGAUUGUAUAAAGUAAUAAUUGUGAGUAGAAGACUCUGAAGCACAGCAGAAUGAUUUCUGUCACUGUACAAUAGUGUGGAGUUGUUGAUAUGUUGCGGUGUGGUGUGAAUAAAUGAUUUAUUUUGGUGUAAAUACUGUAUAGUAGCAGAAACAGAUUUAAACGGCAGUGUUUAGGCUGUAUGUACUCUUUUAUUUGUCUGUAAUAUGUGAAGUAUUAGCGUGUUAGAAUUAACAUAACAUGUUUCAUCAUCAGAAUCACCUGAAAGCACAAGCGUCCGAUCUGUGACUGUAGAUCUGAAUGUGCGUAACUUUUCAAUGUCAAUAAAACGUAUGGAACAUGA